AGAGAGGUUUGCAGUUUCAUUUUAAUAUAAACGGAUAACCAGAUAUGAUUCUUUCUACCUAUCACACCAUCCAAUCUGUUUUCUGCUGCUGCUGCUGCUCAGUGCAAGAAAGAGAAAUGAGAACAAAAGUGAACCUGGACCCUGAUGCUGUCCUGGCGACCCAGUACUCUGCCUCACAACCGGACGUUUCCUAUGAAUCUAUUUGGAAGUGCAGGCAGCACAAGAGACAAUUACAGUUUAAGGACAAGCCAUUACCUCCUCUGCCUCCUGAGGCCUUCGAAGACUACACGAACAAACCCAGAGUUAUUGCACUCUAUGACUUCUUUGCUAGAGGGCCUUUAGAUUUACCUCUUAAGAAAUCAGAAGAAUACAUUAUCCUUGAACAGUAUGAUCCCCUCUGGUGGAAGGCAAGAGACCGACAUGGGAAUGAAGGUCUAAUUCCCAGAAACUAUGUAACUGAGAACAAGAAAAGCAAUUUAGAAAUAUACAAGUGGUACUGCAGAAACAUAAACAGAAGCCAGGCAGAACUUUUGCGCCAGAAGCCCAAAGAAGGUGUGUUUGUUGUCAGAGAUUCAAGCCGACAGGGUCUUCUUACGCUGUCCGUGUAUUCGCGGGCUAAGGGAAGUCAUAAUGGAGAUAUUCUACACUAUCAAAUUAAACAAAAUCACUCAGGACAAUAUUAUGUAGCAGAAAACUAUCUCUUUUCAUCCGUUCCUGAACUCAUCGAGUAUCAUCAGCACAAUGCUGCAGGUCUUAUCACACGUCUCCGACAUCCAGUCAGAUCAGAUGGAUGUACUUCACCAGAAACCGCAGGAUUGAGUUAUGAGGAGUGGGGAUUAAACCCAUCUGAACUGCUGUUACUGAAAGAACUUGGGCGUGGGCAGUUUGGAGUUGUAUAUCUUGGUAAAUGGAAAGAGACUAUCAAGGUUGCCAUCAAAACAAUCAAUGAAGGUGCAAUGUCUGAAGAUGAUUUCAUAGAGGAGGCCAAACUGAUGAUGAAACUUUCCCACCCAAAGCUGGUCCAGCUUUAUGGAGUGUGCACACAUCACAAACCUCUCUACGUUGUGACUGAAUUCAUGGAAAAUGGUUGCCUGCUCAAUUACCUUCGGCAAAGGCGGGGGAAGCUCAGCAGAGACAUUCUCCUGAGCAUGUGCCAGGAUGUUUGUGAAGGGAUGGAAUAUCUGGAAAGAAAUAGCUUUAUUCACCGUGAUUUGGCUGCAAGAAACUGUUUAGUCGAUGUGGAGCACGUUGUUAAAGUAUCUGACUUUGGCAUGGCAAGAUAUGUCAUUGAUGAUGAAUAUAUCAGUUCUUCAGGUGCCAAGUUUCCAAUCAAAUGGUCAUCUCCUGAAGUCUUUCAUUUCAAAAAAUAUAGCAGCAAAUCAGAUGUCUGGUCAUUUGGUGUACUGAUGUGGGAAGUUUUCACAGAAGGCAAAAUGCCUUUUGAAACCAAGUCAAAUGCUGAAGUUGUCCGUGAGAUUUCUCAGGGUAACCGACUUUAUCGACCACAUUUGGCAUCACUUCCUGUGUACAAAGUCAUGUACAGCUGCUGGCAUGAGAAACCUGAAGGACGUCCUACUUUUGCCGAGUUAACAGCAACCCUCACAGAUCUAAGAGAGAUAACAUAAUCACAGAUUUUAUACCAAUAUAUUUCCUGAAAGGUUAGCAUUAAGCAUGCCACUAAUGUAGCUGGUACAGAAAACCUCAACCUUUUAGAGAGGUCUCUACCUACAUCACAGUACCAGCAUCCUACAUAUUGAAGCAGCUGUUUGGUCUUGGCACAGUUUUUCUUAUUUGAAAAAGAUACUCUGGGACACUGGUUUGGGUCUCUCAAGGUUUUGUUUUUAUGGUUAGGGGGAAAAAUCUGUCUGAAAAGCAGUAACCAAGCCUACUCACCUUAUAGAUCUUUUUAUUAAUUAUUUUGUUCAGAGCUACACUAAUUCUUGCAUCAAUAUUAUUACGUUAUUUAUACUUACUAUGACUCAUGCACUGGGGAAUACUGAUUGGCAGCAGCAAAGAUGAUGGAAGAACCUCUGAUAAGCUCUGGCUAGGUCACUUUUAAAGGCAGGUCCUUGUGCACUGCAAAGCAUCCAGCCCUGGAGAAGCAGAGCAGGGCUCUGUCCAAGGGACAGCAAGCUAAGUGACUGGCUGCUGGAGCAGUGCCCACACGUGUGCCUGCACCCACUAUUUGGACAAAGGAGCGCCUUAGCCCUCCCCUUGCAAAUGCCCAGAAUGGUUAAUGGGCAAGUUAAAACUGGAACAUGACAGUAAAACUCAGAUGGAUCCUCUGAUACCUUACAUAGACACGUCUGUGACCCUACUUCUUAUGUUAUUAUUCACUUUUAAUUUUAAAUCUUAACUGUGGUCAACACAAAUAUGUUGUAGAGAAGGAAAGGUAGAUGGAAUUCAUAAUUAUUUAAAACAAAAUAGU
Messenger RNA from Vidua macroura (Pin-tailed whydah), 2428 nucleotides. It is a transcript of the gene TXK, whose product is annotated as TXK tyrosine kinase. Lineage: Eukaryota; Metazoa; Chordata; Aves; Passeriformes; Viduidae. Bases 45 to 1625 code for a protein of 526 amino acids. Gene Ontology annotation, molecular function: non-membrane spanning protein tyrosine kinase activity; ATP binding; protein binding. The record is from RefSeq and is a predicted model, not a curated record. The transcript is spliced from 15 exons. Gene Ontology annotation, biological process: regulation of platelet activation; peptidyl-tyrosine autophosphorylation; T cell receptor signaling pathway.